Molecule: messenger RNA, 2907 nt
Organism: Dromaius novaehollandiae (emu)
Lineage: Eukaryota; Metazoa; Chordata; Aves; Casuariiformes; Dromaiidae
Gene: CRTAM
Product: cytotoxic and regulatory T cell molecule
Exons: 11
Coding region: 133-1392 (419 amino acids)
Biological process (GO): cell recognition; positive regulation of natural killer cell mediated cytotoxicity directed against tumor cell target; detection of tumor cell
Cellular component (GO): plasma membrane
Molecular function (GO): signaling receptor binding
Source: RefSeq, a predicted model, not a curated record
AAAGGCACAGACCCUGGUGGCGAUGAAGUCAUGGUAAAUCUGUUCCCCACUGUUGAAAAGGAACCUGCUGCACAUCAGCAUCACCAGAGCGAAGAGGAAGUUUGCACAGACAGCCUGCGCUGACACCACAACAUGACUUUCACUCGGGUGCUACAUAUUGCAGCUCUCUUACUCAUGCAAGGGGAUUUUCCAGAAGUUGACGGUGAAACUGUAACUCUAAAGGAAGGCGAGGACUUAAACCUCCACUGCAGUCUUGGCAGUGACGAUAGUUCUGCCCGGCAGUGGUUAAACCCUCACGGGUUUGCCAUUUUUCUGAACGACCAGCGGGGUUUAAGAGAUCAGAGGUACAAACUUAUCCAUUAUUCAAAGGAAGAAUUAUCUAUCCGACUGUCUAACAUAACAGUGCAUGAUGAAGGCAUAUAUAAAUGCUUCUACUAUGGCACCCUGCUCAAAACCAAGAACAGAACUGUUAAGGUGUUAGCUGCUCCUUCCAAACCAGUAGUGGAAGCAUCUCAAGAUACAGAAAAAAGCCUUACACUGUCUUGCUACACCAAAGGAAGCAAACCGCGGCCCCGGAUUACCUGGCUGUUGGACAAUGGGAUAGAGCUUCCUGGUGACACUAAGCACAAGUUAGAAGCCGAUGGGAAGAAAUGGACCACAACCAGCACGCUGACAGUACUUGCGUACAGGCCCAAUUCAACAUCCAGUUGCAUUGUUCACCAUGAAGGGCUAAGAGAAGAGAAACUGAUUGCAUCUUUCCAGUUUGAGAGCUUCACUAGGACUGCGAUAACUACAAAUCCUGCCCCAACUGCACUGGAUGUAGGUACAAGCAUCUCCGAGAAUGAGCACUCAACAGGGUCAGAAAUAACACCAGCUGCAGUAGGAGAUGAAGAAUUCUCCAGUACUUGGAGUUACAACAUCCCCAAUGGGACUGAGAUGGCAUUCAAUGGAACAGUCACAGAAGAACUUUACAGGACAGAAGCCUCACCACCAAGUGAAAAUUUAACUGGGAUUUCCACCAUCACCUCCAAGCAAGAUAUAAAAUCUGAAGGCAUGAAAAAGAAGGAGAACAAUCUUCUGCUGCCAGUCUUGGUGGCUGCUCUCAUUUUUGUGCUGCUCAUCAUAGUCUUGUUUUUUAUGAGGAAGCUGAAAAAAGCUCACGGAUUGUGGAAGAGAGAGAAUGAUACAUCAGAGCAGACACUGGAGAGUUAUAAAUCCAGGUCUAAUGAAGACAAUCCAGGCCAUGAGAAGAAUGGACAAGUUGUCAAUCAGAAGUCCAAUCUGCAAUACGUAACAGAAGGAUAUGUGGAAACAACACAGAAGAAUCCAAGAGACAAAAACUUUGCAAUACCUGAGAAACUGUUUGCAUGUGGAAAGGAAACUGAUAUAUAGCACUGUGCCCUCUCUGGCAAAUCUACGCUAUGUACAGAGCCACUAUUUUUUUCAAAUAUCAAUAUUACAAUGUUCUGAUGUCAAUACGAUUUCUGGAAACAGAAGUGCAAAUGACUAGCCUCAAUCCAAAUUGGACCACUUUCUUUUAAACAGUAGGAUAGGUAAAUGGGACAGGUGCUCCUACAAGCCUAUUAGCAAUGAAUGCUCUGAUGUAGCUGUAAUCGUCAGAGGAUUUGGUUAGCGGCUGCCAAAAACAGAGCUCAUAUAUCCCACCACAAGUCUUAGCAGCAAUUAGGGUCCUGGCAACGGAAUACACAACAAGCCCUGAAGUCCGCAAGAUAUGAUGAUAUUCAUGUAAUGCUUCUGCUACCUCUCUUGCAAGCACAGGACUAAACAGGAAACCCUGGCAGACGCAAAUCAAUUGUCUUCAACUAUCUCAGUCCGAUGACCAAAACUGGAUAUCCAGCUAUAUUUAACCAAGCAGAAAAACAUCCUGAUGUCAAAGAGGCUAAAAAAUGAUUGUUCCUCUUGCUCCUGCCUCAGUGAUUCACCUGCCUCAGUUGUUCACCUGUAAAACAGUAACAUCACUCCCUGCUGUGCAAGACUGAAUCAGCACUUGUAGUCAAAGCAUUUUGGUACUACACAUCUGUACAGACCUUCAUGUUGCAUAAGCUUCUAGAGAUAUUACUGAGAAUGAAGUCUCAACACAAGGAGGCUGGCAAAGGUGAAGAGGAAACACAGUAUUAUACAGUACAUGGACUCCCAAAAUCCAAGGACCGACUCACUUGGAGUGAGGUUUUUUUUUGGUGGGGUGGGGUUGUUUGUUGGUUGGUUUGUUUUAGGAACCACAUUUUGUGGUUCUGCAAAAUAGAAUUGAACUCCUAAAAUGAAGGAGUUGUUGUACAAAAGAAAGCUGUAUAUAUUUUUCUUGUAAGAGAUGAUUAUUUCUCAUCACAAGGAAGAAAAAUACUGAAAACUGUCCUGAAUUACAAUGCAUGCCUUCUAGAGACAACUAGAAAUAAUUUCACUUUUACGUAGAAGCGAUUACAUUCUGACACAAGGGUAACAUCAAUAUAACACUGCCAGCCCACAGCUAUUUUUCAUAUUGCUUUAACAAGAAAACUUGUAUUAUUUAAUACCUACGCAAGCCACAAAGAAACAUAAAGCAUCCUAACUUUUUCUACGUUCAGCUUGUAAGGUUUGUUUAGUGAUCACAGGUAUUUAUGGACAAACAUAUUUUGUACUAUUAAAUGUUUUAUAUGAAAAUGCAAACUGAUGUGCCAGUUCCUCUGACACAUAAUAUUUCUGUAACUUAAAAGUUAUAGAAACACAGUCUGAAAUAAAGAGUGUGAGAUAGGGCUUGUCAGCAGCAAGGUCUUUGAACAAGCAAAUAGUUAAAAAGCAACUGCAAGUAUUCAUGGUGCAUUUACACAUGUUAAAUGUACAAAUAAAAUAUAUUCAUUUAUGCUUCUAUGUAUGCAUUACUUAUAUAUUAAAAAAAAAAAGUAUGUAAUC